AUGGGUGGUAUCCUCCAUCUCGUCGAGGAUCGGCCGACGCCGCCAUCCGUCUACAACUGGCGUGUCUACCUCCUCGCCGCCAUCGCAUCAUGCGGUUCCAAUAUGAUCGGUUAUACUAGUGCCUUCAUUGGUACUACCAUUGAUCUCACAUCCUUCCAGGAAGAGUUCGGCACAGAUAAAUUGAGCUCUGCAGGACAGGACUUGAUCAGUGAAAAUAUCGUCUCCCUCUUCAUCGCCGGUGCCUUCUUCGGUGCCCUUGCCACAUACGCCCUGAGCCACUGGAUUGGCCGCAAGUGGUGUUUGACUAUCUCUUCUGCCAUCUUCAUCCUCGGAGCUGCUCUGCAGACUGGUUCCACUGGCUCCACUGGUUUGGGUAUGAUGUACGCUGGUCGUGUCUUGUCCGGUCUGGGAACCGGUGUCGCCUCUAACAUUGUUCCUAUCUACCUUGCUGAGCUGGCUCCCCCUGCCAUUCGUGGUCGUCUUGUCGGUCUCUAUGAGCUGGGCUGGCAGAUUGGUGGUAUGCUGGGCUUCUGGAUUAACUAUGGUGUUGAGCAACAUAUCCCUGAUAACCACAAGCAGUGGAUGAUUCCCUUCGCUAUCCAGCUGAUUCCCUCCGGUAUGCUGCUGCUCGGCUCUCUCUGGAUGCGGGAAUCCCCUCGAUGGCUGUUCCUGCACGACAAGCGUGCGAAGGCUAUGGACAACCUUUGCUGGAUCCGUCAAUUGACUCCCAGUGACAUGUACAUCACCGAGGAAGUUGCUGCUAUUGAUUCUGCUAUCGAGGAACAGCGGGCCACCGUUGGUAUGGGCUUCUGGCAGCCCUUCCAGGCUCUUCGCUCCCGGCCUCUCCUCUGCUACCGUCUGUUCUUGGGAUGCAUGCUCUUCUUCUGGCAGAACGGUUCUGGUAUCAACGCCAUCAACUACUACUCCCCCACCAUCUUCAAGUCUCUGGGUGUCCAAACCAACACUGUCGACAUUAUGACUGGUAUCUUCGGUGUCGUCAAGGCUGUUAUGACUGUCAUUUGGCUGCUGUUCCUGGUCGACCAAUUUGGUCGCCGCAAGCUUUUGCUCGUCGGUGCCGUCACAGGUUCUAUCUGCAUGUGGGUCAUCGGUGCCUAUGUGUACAUUGUUGAGCCCACAAAGCACGACAUCACUUCCCUGAACGGAAGUGGUAUUGCCGCCAUCUUCUUCUUCUACCUCUGGACCGCUGUCUACACCCCCACCUGGAACGGUACUCCCUGGGUCAUCAACUCCGAGUUCUUUGACCCUAACUUCCGUUCCCUCGCUCAGGCCUGCACCACCGCAAGCAACUGGCUCUUCAACUUCCUUGUGUCUCGCUUCACCGAGCAGAUGUUCGCCACCAUGGGAUACGGAGUGUACAUGUUCUUCGCCUCGCUCUCCUUCCUCGCGUUCUUCUUCGCCUUCUUCCUUAUCCCCGAGACCUCCGGUAUUCCUCUGGAGAAGGUCGACCGCCUGUUCAAGUGCAAGCCUGUCUGGCGGGCCAAUGAGCAGCUCAAGGAGAUCCUCCGCGCGGAGGAGGAGGAGUUCCGCUUCGAAAUUAAGGAUCAAGCUGUUCACCAUGAGAACCAAGAUGAGUCCUCGAGCCCCGAGCGGGUCUGA
Penicillium pulvis is the source of this 1617-nucleotide messenger RNA. Its product is annotated as sugar porter family MFS transporter. The record is from RefSeq and is a predicted model, not a curated record. Gene Ontology annotation, biological process: carbohydrate transport; transmembrane transport. The transcript has 3 exons. Gene Ontology annotation, cellular component: membrane. NCBI's taxonomy places the organism in Eukaryota, Fungi, Ascomycota, Eurotiomycetes, Eurotiales, Aspergillaceae. Gene Ontology annotation, molecular function: carbohydrate:proton symporter activity. Bases 1 to 1617 code for a protein of 538 amino acids.